This is a messenger RNA of Cynara cardunculus var. scolymus (artichoke), 2943 nucleotides long. RefSeq lists its product as uncharacterized. Gene Ontology annotation, molecular function: zinc ion binding. The coding region runs from base 396 to 2693 and encodes 765 amino acids. The transcript has 6 exons. Lineage: Eukaryota; Viridiplantae; Streptophyta; Magnoliopsida; Asterales; Asteraceae. The record is from RefSeq and is a predicted model, not a curated record.
CUUUGUGCCCUUGUUGCCCUUCCAAAUCCUAAUUUUCUCUGUGUUUCCCCAUCGCUACCCCUCGCCCCUCUUUCAGAUUUUGGAAGCUUGUAGCUCUUGGAACCUGGCGAAAUUGGGGUUCUGUUGUUGCUGGAUCGGUUGUAGAUUUUUGUAGCUUUUAGCUCUUUGGAACCUGGCGGAAUUGAGGUUUUGCUGUUGCUGGAUCCGUUGGCGAUUUUUGAAGCUUUUAGCGCUUGGAAGUUGGAACCUGGCAGAAUUGGGGUUUUGUUGGAUCCGUUGACGAUCUUAACACCUGGGACCUCUGUUUUGAGGUGCAAAAUUGUUUUUUUGUUUAUCGCUGGAUCUGUUGAGGCUUGAAUUCACGACUCUGCUAAGAGCAUCGUGGGUACGAUAUCAUGGAAAACCAUGAGAUGAUCGUAGGCCAACGGCCAGAUAUACCAUUUGUUCAGAACCAACAGCUAGGAUUAAGGCAUGGACAGAAUUUGGUGGUCAGACAGAAUCAUAAUGUCGAAUUGGGACAGACCCUCAAACACGAAACCGAAUUAGGAGAGAACGGUAAUCAGCAUAUAAGUUUGGGACAUCAUCAUGAUCAUGAACUGCUUUUGGACCAUGAGAUGGCAACCAUGUCACAUCCACAUAAUCAUGGUAAUGAAGAUGCUACCGAGUUUGAUGAUAACAAUCAACACGAUAAUAGAUACGAUGAUGGGAAUGUAGGAUCCGAAGAUGUGGAUCCUGGUAUCGGUGAAGAAGGGGUCACCAAUCCUGAUUCUCAGUUGGUUCUUUCUGAUCAUUGUCACAAUCUUGGUCUAUCCAACGAUCAUGAUUUGGCGGUUGUAGAGAAUCACGAGCUUGUGGUGCACCCGAGCUCUGAUAUGGGUGUGGUUCCUCUAUCUUUCCACACCCCUCAUGAGCUCGUCCUCACUACUCCAGUAAUCCAAAGUCGAACCGCUCCUCCUCCAAACUACGAAUUAAUGGUCGGUCAAGAAUUCCCAGAUGUUGCAAGCUGCCGUAGGGCACUAAGGCACACCGCAAUCGCUCUUCAUUUCGAGAUACAAACCGUCAAGUCUGAUAAAACGCGUUUUACCGCUAAAUGUGCAAGUGAAGGUUGCCCGUGGAGGAUCCAUGCCGCUAAGCUACCGGGUGUACCGACCUUCACAAUUAGGACCAUCCAUGCCGAACACAACUGUGGUGGAAUCGCUCAUCUUGGUCAUCAGCAGGCUUCGGUUGAUUGGGUUGCAAAUACUGUAGAGCAACGUUUGAAGGAAAACCCGCAAUGUAAACCAAAGGAGAUACUAGAAGAGAUUCAUCGUGUUCAUGGGAUUACGUUAUCGUACAAACAAGCCUGGAGAGGGAAAGAACGGAUCAUGGCAGCUCUUCGUGGAUCGUUUGAAGAAGAUUACCGUCUUUUGCCCCAGUAUUGCGACCAAAUUAGACGUACAAAUCCAGAAAGUAUCGCAUCAGUUUAUGUGAACCCCGAAGAUAACUGUUUCCAGCGGCUUUUUAUCUCUUUUCAAGCUUCAAUUCACGGGUUCCUGAACGCUUGUAGACCACUGAUUGGGCUCGACAGAACCGUUUUGAAAAGCAAGUAUCUUGGAACCCUUCUUUUCGCUACAGGUUUUGAUGGAGAUGGUGCUCUGUUUCCGUUGGCGUUCGGGGUGGUUGAUGAGGAAAACGAAGAAAACUGGAUGUGGUUCCUUUCCGAGCUCCAUAAUUUGCUGGAAAUCAACACGGAAAACAUGCCGAUGCUUACGAUUUUAUCCGACCGGCAGAAGAAUAUCGUCGAUGGAGUUGAAGCCAACUUCCCGACAGCUUUCCAUGGCUUUUGUAUGCGCCAUCUUAGCGAAAGCUUCCGAAAGGAGUUCAACAACACGAUGCUGGUCAACCUUCUUUGGGAUGCAGCCAAUGCACUCACCGUCCUGGAUUUUGAAACAAAAAUCCUCGAAAUCGAAGAGAUAUCUCAAGAAGCCGCUUAUUGGAUCCGACGGGUUCCCGCCCGUUUAUGGGCUACGGCAUAUUUCGAAGGGACCCGCUUCGGUCACCUGACGGCUAAUAUUGUUGAAUCUUUAAACGUUUGGAUCCUCGAGGCAUCCGGGCUCCCAAUAAUUCAAAUGAUGGAGUGUAUUCGUCGGCAACUAAUGAUGUGGUUCAACGAACGACGCGAAACCAGCAUGCAAUGGACUUCCAUUCUCGUUCCGACCGCCGAGCGGCGCGUCUCCGAGGCCAUUGAUCGUGCACGAACUUAUCAGGUUCUUAGAGCAAACGAAGCCGAAUUCGAAGUCAUAUCACACGAAGGAACUAACAUUGUCGACAUCCGAAACCGGCGGUGUUUGUGUCGGGGAUGGCAACUUUACGGCCUCCCUUGCGCCCACGCCGUAGCGGCUCUACUCUCUUGCCGACAAAACGUCCAUCGGUUUACCGAGAGUUGUUUCACGGUAGCAACGUACCGGAAAGCGUACUCACAAACGAUACAUCCGAUCCCCGACAAGACGUUAUGGAAAGAAAUGUCGAACGGAGGUGAAUCAAGUAUGGUUACGGAGAUAAUCAUCAACCCUCCGAAAUCGAUUAGACCGCCGGGAAGGCCGAGAAAGAGGAGGGUUCGAUCGGAGGACCGGAGUUCGGUGAAACGGAUCGUGCAUUGUAGUCGGUGUAACCAGACGGGACAUUUCCGAACUACGUGUUCGGCUCCGAUAUGAAACAAACAUAUUGAAGGUUGUAUUCGAGUCGGGUAUGUAGGUGAAGGUGAGUUUUGAUAAGAACAUUGCUUAUGUUUUCAUCAAAUAAUCGGUGUAUAUUUUGCAUUUAAGGUUUCAAAAAAUGUAUGGAGUCGAGCUCUCAUCUUCCUGUCAUAUUUAUGUAGUGUCAUCAGUGUUGUAAAAGCCUGAGAUCAAGACUUGUGUCUCACGUCAUGUUAAAAUAUGUGGCAUGUCAAUAUGUCAUGGUCUA